AUGUUUAACAUGGAUGGCAUAAACGUUGGACGAUGUCAUAGUUUAGAAAGCACCAGUGUAGUGCCGGUAUCACUUGGUGGUUCGCCCAUUUCAGCCAACAGUUCCGAUGUUUUCUUAUACGACGAUUCAUCAAUGUCCGACGGAAGCCUCUAUGCAAGUGAUCAGGAAAAUUUAUCGACUCCUCUAAAAAGGUCGGAAUACAGGCGACUGCAUAAAAGACGUUCACGAUGUCCUCAACAGCAAAUUCAACAACGGCAGGCGGCUAACUUGCGUGAGCGUCGUCGUAUGCAAUCUAUAAAUGAUGCAUUUGAGGGACUAAGAGCACAUAUACCUACGCUGCCAUAUGAAAAACGGCUCUCCAAAGUAGACACACUAAAACUGGCCAUCGGUUAUAUCAGCUUCUUAGGUGAACUGGUCCGAGCAGACAGAAGCUUAUCGGACACCAUGCUUUCUGGCGUAAGCAACAGCCACAAUAAAGAAGAACAGAAAAAGAUUAUUAUCAGAGGUAGUAAUUUUCAAGCACAUUCAUUGUCAUGGUCGAGACGUGGAGAGCGGCCACCAGGAGGAACGCUGCACGCCAAAAUCUGGGUUCCUGAAGAUCCUAAAACAUGCUGUAGUUCAAACAAUGUUAUAGAGAAAGAAGAGCUAAGAUAA
Messenger RNA from Parnassius mnemosyne (clouded apollo), 654 nucleotides. Lineage: Eukaryota; Metazoa; Arthropoda; Insecta; Lepidoptera; Papilionidae. The record is from the annotation of a GenBank genome assembly.